Molecule: messenger RNA, 1107 nt
Organism: Lasiosphaeria miniovina
Lineage: Eukaryota; Fungi; Ascomycota; Sordariomycetes; Sordariales; Lasiosphaeriaceae
Exons: 3
Coding region: 1-1107 (368 amino acids)
Source: RefSeq, a predicted model, not a curated record
AUGGCGUGGAAAGGACUCGGCGCCACGGGGACGGUGCUGCUCCUAGCUGCUACCUGUAUCCAGGACGGCGCCGCCCAAAACAUCAACGUUGGCCGGCUGCUGCGCUUCUCGUGCAACCAGCUCGUCAUCGAACGAACGGACCCCCUGGUGAGCCCGGGCAUGAACCCGUCGCCGCACACGCACCAGAUCGUCGGCGGCAACUCGUUCAACGUCACCAUGGACCCGGUGACCAUGGACCCGGCCACGGCCUCGACCUGCACGACAUGCACCUUCUCCGAGGACUUCAGCGACUACUGGACCGCCAGCCUGUACUUUCGCUCGCCCGAGAACGGCUCGUACAGGAUGGUUCCGCAGCAGUACGGCUUUACUGGCCUUGAUGGCGUGCGGCACCCGCAGAGCGGCGGCAUUACCAUCUACUACAUGACACCCUACCGCAGCGCGAACCAGCAUGUGACAGCCUUCAAGCCGGGCUUCCGAAUGCUCGCAGGCGACCCGACGCUGCGCAGCCGCAAAGGGCACAACCCGGGCAUCUGCCACCGGUGCCAGGGCAACAGCCAGAGCAUCGGGGCGCCGUGCGCGGGGCCCGCCGACACGUUCGAGUUCCCGGCCACGCCGUGCUCGGGCGGAAUCCGCGCGACCGUCAUCUUCCCGUCGUGCUGGGACGGACAGAACCUCGACAGUCCGGACCACAAGAGCCACAUGGCCUACUCGCCCGGCAGCGGCGGCCUGCUGGCGGGGGCGGCCUGUCCGGCAUCGCACCCGGUGCGCGUGCCGCAGGUCAUGUACGAGGUCACGUGGAACACGACGCAGUUCAAUGACCCGCGGUAUUUUCAGGGCGGCCGCCAGCCGUUUGUGUAUAGCUUCGGUGAUGCUACCGGCCACGGCCAGCACGGCGACUACCUGUUUGGGUGGAAGGGCGACGCCCUGCAGCGGGGCAUGGACGCGGUUCUCGGUGACAGCUGCGUUAAUGACGAGUGUCCUGUCCUCAAGUCUCAGUCGGCCGAGGAAGUUCUGAAGUGUACCAAGGAGACGCAGGUGCUGGGCGAGUUGGUUGGGAGGAACGGUGAAUGGCUCGACGCACUUCCUGGGAACGUGCCUAUCACGUAA